Messenger RNA from Vanderwaltozyma polyspora DSM 70294, 372 nucleotides. It is a transcript of the gene QCR6, whose product is annotated as ubiquinol--cytochrome-c reductase subunit 6. Lineage: Eukaryota; Fungi; Ascomycota; Saccharomycetes; Saccharomycetales; Saccharomycetaceae. Gene Ontology annotation, biological process: mitochondrial electron transport, ubiquinol to cytochrome c. The coding region runs from base 1 to 372 and encodes 123 amino acids. The transcript has a single exon. The record is from RefSeq and is a predicted model, not a curated record.
AUGCUAUCUACAAUUACUGAAUAUCUAGAAGAAUUAAAGGAAUCAUUUGUACCAACUGUUGCUAAGGCAGAAGAUGACGUAGAAGAUGCUGGUGAAGAAGAAGACGAUGAUGAUGAAGAUGAAGAUGAAGAUGAAGAAGAAGAAGAAGCUCAAGAUCAAUUAGACGCUUUGAGACAAGAAGCUUUGGAAACUGAAGAAGGUAAGGGAUUGAACCACCAUUACCACGAAUGUGUAGAAAGAGUUACCAAACAACAAGAAGAUCCAAAUUAUGAAAAUUUGGAAUAUAAGGAAGAUUGUGUUGAAGAAUUCUUCCAUUUACAACAUCAUGUGGACAGCUAUGCAGCUCCAAGAUUGUUCAGUCAAUUGAAAUAG